AGGCGGAAGACAACAAUGAUGCAAUGGACGAGCAGGACAAUGAGCAGGACGAUGAGCUCGAGCGCGAUCGCUACGCUAACGAUCAGAGACUAAAGUCUCGUUUCGAGAACAUCUUCGCAAAGUAUGCGCGCGACUUCUCUGGCAUCGGUGAUGAAAUCGAUAUGGAGACCGGUGAAAUUGUGGUGGACAACGGACAUUUAGCGAACAUGCAGCAUGAAGCGGACCCUGGCGAUGGCGAAUCAACGCAGCUAUUGAACGACUUCCGACUAACGCUUGAGCAUGAGGACGAAGCGGAUGGUACCGAUACCAGCGAAUUGACCGAAUUGGAGGAUUCCGGAAGUGAAGAUGAAGCAGCCUCAAGCAAUACAUCCAUCAGCGGCGGCGACUCGACCGGUAACCCGCCGAAAGCGUCACAACAUUCGCACAACGUUCCAAUCGAUCCGGCACUCUUGCAGACGUCAGUCCUGACAUCUGCUUCCGAUCUAACUACGGCCGCAACAAGGCAAGAUGCCGCCGAGGGCGAGCUCGUCCGUGACGAUGCUGGUCACUCUGUUACACAGCCACAAGUGAUGACAAGUGCUGUGUUCAAUCAACAUACUACAGCCGUAGAUGUUGUAAGCAUGCCAGGCGUCAAGGAGUCACUGCUAUUGUUGCGUCGCACGAGUGCAGCAGAGGUUGACCCGGACAGGAUCCACGCGCUGGGUAUGAGUAUCGCGAAUCAGAUCGCAAGGUUCAUUGGCGGAGGUAGUGAGUCCAAGUCCGAACCGACAUCCAAAAGCAAGCGCAGCGAGCCGGCUUGGGAUUAUCCAGAGCUGCCUGCGUUCAAGCGUAGAAAUACGGAGAGGGCGCGGCCUUCAUUGCCUCAGUUGACGAACUUGAUCUCGUCACCAGUCAACACUAAGAAAGGUGAACCAAAGGAAUCCGUCUGGGCACCCUUGCGCCACCCAAGACACUCUAAGCGCAAGCCUGGUAUCAGGGAGAAAGGGUUCGCUGAUGCUGUGGCAAACGAUGUGAGCCGUCUUCCAGCCCUGGCAAGUUUAGAGGUGACAACUGGUCCGGCACACAACGACGAGGUCGGCAAUCUGAAGAAGUGCACCAACUGCAGCAUUGCAGCGACGGUGGCUUGGCGGCGAGGUCCAGACGGUCCUGGUUCGCUGUGUAACUGCUGCGGCAUGUACUACUACCGGUACGGUCUGAUGAAGCCGCUGAGACCGCCUACGCCGGAACCUGACUCCGCUGAUGAAGACGGGGACGUCGCGGACGGACGAUCUGGCCGGCGACGUAAGGCAGGGACGCGCCAUGUCCGAUUCAGCGCGCAAGAGGACGCGCUCAUCAUUAAGCUCAAGGAGGUCGACAAACUGUCGUGGGAGAUGCUUGGGCGCUACUUCAUCGGACGCUCAAUUUACGGCGUACAGUGCAGAUACAGCAAGAAGCUCUUGGGUGAAUGCGACGGCAGAGACGCCCUGAUUGAGCAAGGAUUCGUCUUGGAUGGAUUCGAUGCAACGGGGCCCGAAGCGGCCUUCACCGAAGAGCAAGACGAGCUUCUCAUGCGGCUUCGUGAGAACGACAAAGCUGAGUGGGACGUGAUUGCUGCUAGCGUGCCCGGCAAGACCGCGAGGAACAUCGAAGCGCGCUACAAGAUCCUCAUGGGCAUACAACCAGACCCGGCCGAGCUAAGAAGGCGCAAGCGGGCCAAUCCGGUAUAUGCCAAGGACAAGGCGCCGAAAAAUCACGGUCGACCUUUCACUGCGGAAGAGGACGAGCUGCUGAUCAGGCUCCGCGAGAUCGACAAGCUGCCGUGGGAGAUUCUUGCGCAGGAGUUUAACGGGCGGACGUGGCUGUCUUUGCAAAAGCGCUACGUUCGCACCCUCGCGCAGAGGCAGAAGGUUAUGAAGGCGGGUGGGGACGAUCCGUAUAUGCAUCUCUUUCUGGAGGCGGACAACGACUCGGACGACAUCUUGAUGGGCCACGCAGGUCGCAAACGCAUCGAUGAGAUGCUAAAGCAGCGCCGGGAGGAGGAUGAUAUCUUAUUGCAUCUGAAAGAUGAGGAGGGUUUAACGUUCGAGCAGAUUGCCGAGGAGAUGCCGGGGCGGACGGUCGUAAGUCUUGAGAAUCGGUACAAGGCGCUGAAGGACACGGAUGAUUCCAUGGAUGUGCCGCAGCCGACGUCGCCGGGGGUGCGAGACGCGCUGGCGGCGCAGAGUCAAGACGAGGAUCCUGUCACCGCAGAGUGCAAUUCGCCAAUCCAAGAGGCCGAGCACCGCCCUGGGGAUGUAGCUAACAUCGCUCAUGACGAUCAAGGCAGGCUGGACUCUGGCACCCUCACCCCUGGAAUCAUGGAAGACGAACGCGUGGAACUCGAUCCGCCGGUUAAUGACAAAGCUGACGGCGGCGUGUCGCCAGCUAUCGAUCCCAUGCUACAGCAAGAAGGGCCGUUGUUGCAGCAGGGUGAGGUCCCGUACCUAUAUAAGUGUGGCACAGUGCUGGACGUUGAAGCGUCGCAAGGGCAACAAAACGCAGCCGUGACAACUGAACAGGAGUCGUCCACCGCUCCAGCUGGGCCCGAGCCUCAGAAGCCACAGAACAAGGGGAGUACGUCUCGGGUUACGACACAGCGAGCCGUCUCGCCAGCCGAUGCGGAGCUCCAACAGCCGCGAAAGAGGCGCACUCCCAAUCGAGACGUGUCAGACAGCCGCCUCCCCGUAGCCAAGUUCCGCUCCCAGUACUCAUCUGCAGAGCACGGCAUUGUCUUUGAGCUUCGUGAUAAAGGCUUGACUUGGAAUGAGAUUGCCGAACACUUGCCUGGACGCACCCCGCGGUCGGUCGCUUACUACCAUGCUGCCAAUGUACCUGUCGAUCUUCAGAGUCUUGCCACUGUCAGGCCAACUGUAGAUACUGAGAAGCCUGCUCGUAAGUCCAAGAAGUCUGAGUUCAAAGCCACAAGCAAAACGCAGGAAAAUCUGUUGCGGCAGGUGCUGGAGAAGGCUGCGGCGAUGGUGGAGCGACCAGACGCUUCUUUCAACCAAGACGGACCAAUCAACCAGCUUAGAGCUCUGCUGGACGUUGGCGAAGGGCAGAGCGUCAUAGACGGAAACACGAUGGAGGCGCAGAUCGACGUUGCCGCUCUUGCUCGCUUGCUGGCCCGAGCGUCGCAGCAGGAUGCGCAGUCGGCCGACCUUGGAGUCCACAUCAAGCAAGAGGGCGAUGAUGACGAAGUGGUCUUUGUGUCUUCGCACCCUGUUCAGGUCGCACCACGGUUCUCGCCACUAGCGGAUCCGGAAGAAUCCAAUGCGCUGCAGAGUGAAUCGGGCGAGCCUCCACCGCCAGUGCAGACAGCUCUAGACCAAACACCCGCGCGACGGGAGUAUCAACCCUGGCAGCAACCAGCCACGCCGUCCAAGGUAGCAGACCUGGACGCUCCAAUACCGACAUCUGCGCUUGCAAUGGCCAAACCCGCCGCAGCUGUCUCGACCUUCCCUUCGCUCGUGUUAGCGACUCUGAGCCAUUCUGGAGGGGAGGAUGCGGGCCGGAGCAGCCAUACUGUCCAUGUCCCUCAACCAGAUCGCACGCGUUGUGCUCGCAAGCGUCGUGCAUCGGCACCAAGAGCGUCUCCGCGACCUCGCAAGAGAGCAUCACGUGGAGAUUUUGAGCGGUGCGACUCCGCCGUGGAGACUGAUGACCCACAGGACAAGUCGAGCGCCGCGGACUCUGCCGUUCAGGCUGUGAUUGCAGGGAACACGUCUGUGCCGCUGCUGGAAGAUGGAGACUGUCUAGCCCCGCUCGCUCCUGAAGAUGCUCCCAGUUCUGGACGACAUGCUACUAUUUCCGGCACGCAAAAUAUCGAGGAGGCCGUGGCACCGCAGACUCAACCCCUCGACAUCUCUCCUACGAAUGCUGCAAUAAAGCAGAGUAAUAUCAUAUCACCUGCCUGCUCGCCAACCGCAGAUUCAGAAGAUGCGCUUACUUUACAUUCCGCGGCGACAGCGGUAAAGGAAGUGUACUCGGCCGCCCUGACGCCAUACUCCAUGUCGUCUUCAAUGAUGUACUUCCCGCCCACGGCGAGUUCGGACCCGGUCGCGGCGCCCUCGGUCGAAAGUCACAUGUUGUUUGUUGGCAUGGAUGUGAAAGCUGACAGUGUGCGAGCGGAGAGGCGCGCGAAGGGAUCUGUCUAGGAGACACUUCAUAUGCGGCAUGGGAGCGAGUAUCGUCCGACGAUGCGGAGGCGCAGAGGGCAUGCCUUUGGCAGGAGUAAAUCGUCAUCCUUACCGUUGGUCGCGAGUAGGGUGUCUGCGCGCUCGAGAGGUACGCCAGGUAUGGGAAGGAUGCUGUCCGGUUCUACGAUACGCUGGUUGGACAGUUCGGAGGAUGAGUUGGCGUCUUGAUGCGAACAUUCCAGGCUUGUACCAUUCCCGUGUCGCGAGGGACUACAUGAUAUGCAUGCUAGCAUGCUACCAAUACUCCGUGAGCUCGAUUUGCAGCAAUUACGGAGACAUGAAAACCUUUUCCGACCAGCAUCUCGGUGUACCUUGCUGUUAAGAUGCUGCGGUGCAAAAGCAUUUAUAUGCAACGGACAUUACUAU
Baudoinia panamericana UAMH 10762 is the source of this 4580-nucleotide messenger RNA. RefSeq lists its product as uncharacterized. Gene Ontology annotation, molecular function: DNA-binding transcription factor activity, RNA polymerase II-specific; RNA polymerase II cis-regulatory region sequence-specific DNA binding; protein heterodimerization activity. The coding region runs from base 24 to 4172 and encodes 1382 amino acids. The transcript has a single exon. Gene Ontology annotation, biological process: regulation of DNA-templated transcription. Gene Ontology annotation, cellular component: nucleus. The record is from RefSeq and is a predicted model, not a curated record. NCBI's taxonomy places the organism in Eukaryota, Fungi, Ascomycota, Dothideomycetes, Mycosphaerellales, Teratosphaeriaceae.